UGCAAAUUAAUUUGCAUUGUUGCUACUUAAUUAGUAAGACAGUUGCUAAUUUACCUCAUAAAAAAGUGAAUACUGAUUAUCAAUUGGAGUCUAAAGCUAUUAAAUUUGUUUCUGAAUCAAAUAUUGUCCCAAAUGUCCAAAAAGAAGGAAAAGGCUCAACUCGACACUCGGACAGAGGCUCUGUUUACCCGGAAAGGAUACAAAGUGCUGGACAAAAUAUCUGAAGGCGCUUUUGGUAAAGUGUUUACCGCAAUGAAAGUAUCAACGAGUGAGAUGUGUGCAGUUAAAAUAAUGGACCUAGAAAGAUGUUCCGAAAAAUUUCGUUCAAAAUUUUUACCUCGAGAGUUGAGCAUCUUGAUGCAAGUGAAACAUGCCAAUGUUGUCCAAAUAUUUGACAUUUUCCGGGCCAACAACAAGAUUUACAUUUUCAUGGAGCUUGCCCCUAAUGGAACCAUAGCAGAUUACCUUAAAGCUCACGGAGCUUUGCCCGAGAAAAAGACUCGUGAAUGGUUUUACCAAAUUGCCGAUGCGCUGACCUUCCUACAUAACAACCUGGGCAUCGCUCAUCGAGACAUGAAGGUUGAAAAUAUCUUAUUUAACAGUGAAUUGGAAUGUAAAUUAACAGAUUUUGGUUUUGCCAGAGUUUGCUUUGACCUUUCAACCGGAUUAUUGCGCCUCAGUGAAACCUUUUGUGGAACUGAACCCUACUAUGCUCCUGAGAUAAUUGAAAGAGAACCUUAUAAUCCAUUCUUGGCCGAUGUAUGGGCCACUGGAGUCGUCCUUUUCGCCAUGUUAAACAACCGAUUUCCAUAUCAAUAUCAAGAUUUAAAGGUCAUGUUGAAACAACAGUAUGGCCAUGCCUACAAAUGGCGACCCGGAGUUGAAGAGUCAACAUCCAAAGAUUGUAAAGAUUUACUCUGGAAAAUGUUAGAAGCUGAUACAAAGAAACGUUUGGUGAUGAAUGAGGUGAUGGAUCAUCCUUGGUUGAAAAGUUAUUCAACUAAAAGAGGAAAUCGUUAAUUAUUAUUCGCCUUAAUGUUUGACAAAUUAAAGAUUCAUUGUACUCAUUUGAAAUAAUCGACAAUACAAAUCAUUCUUUA
Tetranychus urticae (two-spotted spider mite) is the source of this 1100-nucleotide messenger RNA. RefSeq names its product testis-specific serine/threonine-protein kinase 1-like. Gene Ontology annotation, cellular component: cytoplasm. Gene Ontology annotation, biological process: intracellular signal transduction; microtubule cytoskeleton organization; protein phosphorylation. The record is from RefSeq and is a predicted model, not a curated record. Lineage: Eukaryota; Metazoa; Arthropoda; Arachnida; Trombidiformes; Tetranychidae. Gene Ontology annotation, molecular function: ATP binding; tau-protein kinase activity.